Messenger RNA from Lethenteron reissneri (Far Eastern brook lamprey), 2279 nucleotides. Its product is annotated as leucine-rich repeat-containing protein 10-like. NCBI's taxonomy places the organism in Eukaryota, Metazoa, Chordata, Hyperoartia, Petromyzontiformes, Petromyzontidae. The record is from RefSeq and is a predicted model, not a curated record. Gene Ontology annotation, molecular function: protein binding. Gene Ontology annotation, cellular component: cytoplasm.
AACUGAUGAAUAUCGGUAUCAGCAGCAGCAGCAGAGGAGGAAGUGUGAUGAUGGGGUUGAGAUGAUGGUGGUGGUGGUGAUGUUGAUGCCAUCAAGAAGCUGGAAUGCAGCGCGAGCCCGGCUGAGGGGCCGUGCUGGCGGGCGGUAGGGCGAUGGGCAACGCGGCGGAGAAGGCGGCAGACGCCCCUCCUCCUCCUCCCCCCGCCUCCUCCUCCUCGCAGCAGCCGCAACAGCCGCAACAGCAGCAGCAGCAGCCGCAACAGCAGCCGCAGCAGCUGCAGCAGCAACAGCAGCAGCAGCAGCCGCAACAGCAGCAGCAGCUGCAGCAGCCGCAGCAGCAGCAGCGCCGGGGCUCCGAGGGGGGCGGCCCCCCCGACGGGAUGGUGGACCUCAGCACACGCAGACUGCGCGGGCUGCCCCUGCAGGUGUGCGGCUUCCGCAACGUGGUGAAGCUGUACGCCAGCGACAACCUCCUGCGCGACCUCCCGGUCGAGCUCGGCCGCCUCAGCCGCCUGCGCAUCCUCGCGCUCGACGCCAACCGCCUGGACGAGCUGCCGCGCUGCGUGUGCGGCCUCGCCUCCCUCUCGCGCCUCUACCUGGGCGGCAACCGCCUGCGCUCGCUGCCCGCCGAGCUGCGCGACCUGCGCGCCCUCCGCUCCCUCUGGAUCGACAACAACCGCUUCCGCUCGCUGCCGCCCUCCCUCUGCGAGCUGCCCCAGCUGCGCACGCUCCAGGCGGGCGACAACCGCCUGCGCUCGCUGCCCGACGGCGUCGCGCGGCUGCGCGAACUGCGCGGCAUCUGGCUCUAUGGCAACCGCUUCACCGAGUUCCCCGACGUGCUGCGGCGCGCCGAGAGCCUCGAGGUCAUCGACGUCGACCGCAACGGCAUCCGCCGCUUCCCGCCGCUGUCGCGCAUGCCCCGUCUCAAGCUGCUCUCGUUCGACCACAACCCCUGCCGCCUGCCGCCCGAGGUGGCCGCACGGGUGACGCUGGUCGGGGAGGCCGAGGGGGCGGUGGGCGGGCGGCCGCUCACGGCGAGGGGCGGCGGCGGCGGCACGGUGGCGCUGGCGGCCGCCGUCACGGAAGAUUCCGACGUUCGCUGAGCCCGGCGGGGUUGACCCGGUUUGCUGCCGCCGCCGCCACCACCGCUGCUGCUGCUACUGGUUGUUGUUGUUGUUGUUUUUCUACGACGGCGCGCGUUUGGGGGGUGUCACAUUCGGCGAGAGUUUCUAGCAAGUGCCCGGUGGUGUUUCCAGCCCGGUGGUUUUAAUGCGAGGUGAACUUUCAUUGUGACGGCACACGAUGAGCAAACACCGCGGUCAACCCCCAUACGGUUUAUAAGCCCGUAUUCUUGUACAGGUAAAUUGAGUGUUCAGGGCCAUUCGCCUCAAGAACCGUUUCAAUACGGGCAAAACAAAAUGACGCGUCUAUUUGUUUGUGUUUCUCCCCUUGUGAUGGGACUUUAUAGGAUGAACGUUGAGAUUUAAAAGGGGCACGGGAUGACCAACAAGGUCUGAAUUGGUCUGUAAUAAGGUAGGGGCACUGAUAAGGGGUUGACAGGUAUGGAUGAGGCAGUCCCGCGAUUAGUUUGGCGGCCAUUUUUGUCCUUCGUCACAAUUCCUGCGAAAAUUCCUGCAUUAGUUUCGACCUUUCGAGGUCUCAUCAGCAGAGUGAGCAUUGUUGAAUAUGUCUUGCUGGAGGUACCGGAGGUUUGCCGGUGAGAGCACUCCGUCUUUAAGAUGUGCUCAAGUCUCCCGAGAUACCAUCGGUAGGCCAGGGUUCCGGGUUGUUAUUCGUGCUUUCGAGGUCCCUGACUCUCUGUUCACAAUCAACAAGGACCUUAAUUUUAACACACGACCAAUAUUAUCCAUAAUAGAGGUUUUUUUUUUUGGAAGAGAGGGGUUUAACGACACAUUUAUAUUUAAGCGAUCGAACGUCCCAAAAAAAGACCUCUAUUAAGGACCUUCAUGAUGGCGGGCAGGCCUGGGGUAAAACCUGGGCCCGAACCUUCGCCUGCUAGCGAUAUCGUAGUAUCCGGCCAAAGCGCGAAGAUGAAAUGCUCGACCCGCUGUUUGUCGCGCAACAACAAAAUAAGAAGCAAUAUGGCACAGAGGCACUCGUCAGCGUGCAACUUGCGAAGCGUGUGGCGCGGUUUACGAAGAAUAGCCAGAGUUUACACUAUGAGACCUCUCCUUUACCAGUGGCAAAAUAUAGUAGUAGGUUUUUACCCUUUAAACUGGUACAAAAACUGACACCUUUAUACAAGGCAUCAUGUUUGC